This is a messenger RNA of Hemiscyllium ocellatum (epaulette shark), 3458 nucleotides long. RefSeq names its product polymerase (DNA-directed), delta 3, accessory subunit (gene pold3). Gene Ontology annotation, molecular function: DNA-directed DNA polymerase activity. Gene Ontology annotation, biological process: nucleotide-excision repair, DNA gap filling; DNA replication; DNA synthesis involved in UV-damage excision repair. Bases 20 to 1573 code for a protein of 517 amino acids. The record is from RefSeq and is a predicted model, not a curated record. Gene Ontology annotation, cellular component: nucleus; delta DNA polymerase complex. The transcript has 12 exons. NCBI's taxonomy places the organism in Eukaryota, Metazoa, Chordata, Chondrichthyes, Orectolobiformes, Hemiscylliidae.
UCCCGCUUCGGCCGUGGCGAUGGAGGAGCUUGAGCUUGUGGUGGAGAACAUUGAGGAGCUGGUGGCGGAUGAGAAUCGGAUCGUCACGUACAAGAUGCUGAGCCAGUUCCUGAGCAUUCAUGUUAACCAGGCAAAACAAAUGCUGUAUUACUACGUGGAGAGAAAGCGGAAAGAAAAUUCUGGAGCCCAACUCCAUGUGACGUAUCUCGUGUCUGGGAAAGCAGUUGAAAAUGGAAUGUUGUGUCACAAGGUAGCAGUGGUGAGAGAAGAUCAGCUGGAAGCAGUGAAACUGAAGAUGCUGGUGAUUGCGAGUGUCCAUGUUUACAGUAUUCAGAAAGCAAUGUUGAAGGAUAGCAGCCCCCUCUUCAACACUGAUUAUGAAGCAAUCAAAGAAAACCUUCAGAACAGCAAUAAGUACAGCGCCAUUCGAUGUGCUGAUGCUGUUCCUCGGUCAGCAGAGGAGAUGGCUCGGCUGCAGAAGUCACUCCAACAGUCCUCGCGGUGUUCUAGUGAGACAGAGAGCAGCAGCAAACCCAUCGUAAAUGGCAAUGUGCCCACAGCCCCUAAAAAUGUUCCUCAGCAGCCCAAAGGAAUCAUGGGGAUGUUUUGUGCCAAAACCACUGCCAAGACACACGAUAAAGAGGUCAAGGGGGAGCCAGUCGUGGUGAAAGACGUGGAGAGUGCUGCUCCUUCAGGGAGUAAAACAACAAACAAAGGCAACAGCUUCACCAACUUUUUUCUGAAAGCUAGUGCUAAGAAAAGUUCGCCUCCAUUCAGUCAAGUCACUGAGGAAGAAGAUCUUCUGGCCAAAUCCACUCUGGAAAAUGCAGAGAUGGGGGACACUCCUGUAGUGGAAGAUAGCAAUGUCAAACCUGUAUCAGACAGAGACAGAGGGGGAGGUGGAGAGAGGUCCCCAACAAGUAUGGCUUCAACACAGAAACCACUGGCAAAUCAAGAGAAAAUCCUGACAAAGAAGGACAUGGUGAACAAACAACAACAAAAAGGUGGUCAAAGCAGCAAGAAAACCAAGCGCAACGUUCCGUUAACCAGUGAAGAGGAGGAACCUUGUAUCAAACGGAGAAGGAGGAUCAGACAGCCUCAGUCAGACAGCAGUGAUGACGAAGUAAUCCCAGAUUCUCCUGAAGCUUGCGAUAUAAGGACUCCAUCACCAUCCCCUGAAGAACCAACUGGGGAAGAGGAUAUAUCACCUCAGUGCUUUGCGGACAUCGAGGUUAAGCCACCAUGUUGGGAAAAUGCAGAUGGAUCCCAGAAAGCCGUAGGAGUAAAACGUAGGAAACGGCGGCGAGUUCUCAAAUCCAAGAUGUUUCUGGAUGAAGAGGGUGCUAUGGUGACAGAAAAGGUUUAUCAGAGUGAGUCGUGUACAGACAGCGAGGAUGAGUUUGUGGCCAAGCAACAAGAGUCGAAGAAUCUCUUGGGAUCCAAACCAGCCGCCACAAAGAGCACAUUGGGAAACAAAGACCAGUUAAAGGAGCAGAAGGAUAAGAAAGCAGCAGCUUCCAGCAGGGCAGGCAAGCAGGCGUCCAUCAUGGGAUUCUUCAAAAAGGCUGUCUAGUGGCAGCUUCCAUCUCGUCUCGUGCUGACCCAGCCUCAGUCAACUGGUGUUGAAUGUGCAUCAUCAAUCAUUGUGGACAGAUAUUGAUAUCUAAACCAGAGUCCGAAAAGCUAACCAUUGGCUCUUGGUUUAUUUGAGACAAGCAAUAAACAAGAAGGAAAGCUGGUGCUGGACAAAUCAGGUGUGUGGGAAGGGUCACCCAUAACUGAGUGAUGCAGUUCAUAUACCUCGAGUGGCACUCAAGUUGGAGACUAUUUCUCAUUGCACAUUUAAACAUUGUAUAUUAUUGUCAGGAGUCUUUCUGCUCCGCCACUGCUUUGGGAAUAAUCUUCGAACUUUAUUCCAAAUGGUACUACUUCUUUGUCUUUUAUUGAGAUGAUAUCGACCAACUGGAUCUCUUCAGCUUUCUGAAGUGAUCAUCAAUAAGAGUGUUUCAAACAGAUGCCUGUGUACACAUGGUAGUUACAGGAUAGGGUUUUAAUCAUCUCCCAGGUUGAGUCUGUUUCAGCAGAUAAUGUUAAAAAUUGUUUGAGAUCAAAAACCAGGAGAGAAACAACGUAUGUUUGUUUUUUGAAAAGCAAUUAUUUGUGAACAGUUUCAGAUGGGUUGUGAUUUUGACAUUUGGAAGGAUGAGCUUCCUUACCCUGUAUGCUGCUUUGGCCUCUAUACUGUUACAACACAUGUUACUACUUUACAUUGCUGCCUUGCACACUGUUUUGUGUCAUUGUGGAGUAUCUCAAUAGCCCUUGUAAAGUCCUUGGAAGCAGGUUAACAGAUUUUAGGAAUUGUUUCUGGAGCGUUCCUCUUGUCCCCACCAGGUUCAACACUGGGUACAGUUCAAUAGUUUCACAACAACCCGUGAUUAUCUUCUGCCUGAGCCUUCUGUGACCAGGGAAAUGUUUAUAGAUUUUAGAGGACAUUACAAUGUUGUUUCCACAAGUCACUGGACAGUGAACAUGUGUACAACACAAUUAAUUUAGUUCCAUUUUCCUUAAUUUGGCACUAAACCCAGCAUAUUCACUGCCCCAGGCAAUAUAAGCUAUGCCUUCCCACUCUGAUUCUGAUAUGUAACCCAGUCUGUUUGACUCGUACAUUUGCACCAGAUGAUUACAUUUAUUUAUUGAGAGUCCCCCACCUCACAUCCCAAGUGAGCUGUAAGGAAUGCUUUCAAUGACAGGAGUUCUGCAGUUUUCUAAAUACAGUCAGUCACAGGAGUUUUCAUUUUACUGCAUAGAUUAAAGGAGUUUAUCCUGACUAUCAACCAGUUCUGUUCAGUUCAACAUUGGGAUGGGAUACACUCUACAGGUAUUCACGUGAACUUUUAAUCAAUAAGUAGCAGUGGGAAUUGUGGAGACUGGCAGUGGCCCUGACAAGGUGCUUAUUUGUAAAUGAACGGUACUGGGGAGGAUCACAAUACUUAUUGUAUUCCUCCAGGGCUCAGUGUAAGCCAACAGUACCCAAAGUCUGUGAAGUUCUGAAUAUUGUGAUAUUUGUGCAAAUGUCCUGCUUUGUAAGCAGGAACACUGGACACAUGUCCUUCCACUUACUAUUCGGUUGAUAGUCUGAAAUAUCCAAUGCCAAUUAAACUUGUAUUCAUUGCUAUGUAUCUUUACUUGCAGCACAGAAAGUACUGAUUAUUACCCCUAGCAGUUGCAAUUCUGAGGACUGUUGAGGAUAUGGUUUCUGGGGGAGUUCAUCAGUCUAAGAAUUCACAAUCAUAAAGGGGACUCUCCCAGCAACGUACAUGUAACAUUCAGACAUAAUUUCAUUUGUACUUCAGACCUUGUAAAUGGAACUGGGCCACCUUGAUGGUUGUGUUGGUGGAGUGGGGUGGGGUGGUGAUAUAUAAUUAACAGUUUCCUGUUUUAAAGUUUAUCAUACGUGA